AUGAAGCUGUCUUUCUCUAUUGCCCUCGCCUCGGCCAUCGCGGCUCUCGCUGCUCCGGCUCCUCUACCUGCACCGCCCGGGAUCCCAUCCGAAGACACGGCGAGAACCCAGCUCGCCGGCCUCACAGUCGCCGUUGUUGGUUCUGGCACGGGCUACUCCCGCGACUUGUUUCCUACCUGGGAUGCCAUCUCCGGCAACUGCAAUGCUCGCGAGUACGUGUUGAAGCGAGAUGGCGAGGGCGUCCAGGUCAACAAUGCCUGCGAGGCCCAGUCUGGGAGCUGGAUCAGCCCCUAUGACAAUGCCAGUUUCACAAACGCGUCCAGCCUGGACAUUGACCACAUGGUGCCUCUGAAGAAUGCCUGGAUUUCCGGCGCCUCAACCUGGACCACCGCCCAGCGCGAGGCCCUCGCCAACGACGUCUCCCGCCCGCAGCUCUGGGCCGUCUCCGCGAGCUCCAACCGCUCCAAGGGCGACCGCAGCCCCGACCAGUGGAAGCCCCCGCUGACCAGCUUCUACUGCACGUACGCCAAGUCGUGGAUUGACGUCAAGAGCUAUUACAAGUUGACUAUUACGAGCGCGGAGAAGACGGCGCUGAGCAGCAUGUUGGAUACCUGCUAG
Trichoderma reesei QM6a is the source of this 618-nucleotide messenger RNA. RefSeq lists its product as uncharacterized. The coding region runs from base 1 to 618 and encodes 205 amino acids. The transcript has 4 exons. NCBI's taxonomy places the organism in Eukaryota, Fungi, Ascomycota, Sordariomycetes, Hypocreales, Hypocreaceae. The record is from RefSeq and is a predicted model, not a curated record.